AUGGGGACGAGCUCGAAGAGCAUCAGCGCUGCUUUCAUGCGAACGGAUCGAGAAAAACGGGUGAGCCAAGUGAAGGUGAUGUCGGUUCGCCAGAGCUUUCAAAAAGCUUACUUGCUUGUCCACCACGCAACCAAGCGCAAUUUGUCAGUACGAGCUGCGAUCGUACUCAUCAAGCAAGAACCUUCCAGGAUCUGUCCAGGAGCGUUGCCCGUGAUCAGUCUGCUGCAGCGCAAUGAGACAGCCGUGUUUGAGCCUGCAAUGGUGACGUCCUACAAGCAAGUCUUGUAG
Molecule: messenger RNA, 288 nt
Organism: Peronospora matthiolae
Lineage: Eukaryota; Oomycota; Peronosporomycetes; Peronosporales; Peronosporaceae
Source: the annotation of a GenBank genome assembly